Microbotryum saponariae is the source of this 1599-nucleotide messenger RNA. The record is from the annotation of a GenBank genome assembly. NCBI's taxonomy places the organism in Eukaryota, Fungi, Basidiomycota, Microbotryomycetes, Microbotryales, Microbotryaceae.
AUGGCCCACUACGCCCAGGACCAGGUCCAAGCGCUAUCUGCCCCUCUGACGCUUCCCGGCGGCCUCGAAUUGCCGAAUCGUCUGACCAAAGCCGCGAUGGAAGAGAUGCUCGGUCGGCAAGGCAUCCCUACACCGGCCGACUACAAGCUUUACGAAGAAUGGGCCCGAGGGGGCUGGGGUCUUGUGCUCACGGGUAACGUCCAAGUCUCGUCUCGGCACUUGGGUACCCCACUCGAUAUCGUCGUUCCCGAUCGGCAUCGGCCUCAAGCGUAUGACAAGGCCUUGGAGGCAUUCACGGAAUGGGCCGAGACAUGUCAUGGCCAUGGACCCAAACCCGUGCCUACCAUCAUGCAAUUGUGUCAUACCGGUCGUCAAUCGAUGCGAGGAUCAGGCCGAGGCGUGCUCGAACCUUCGCUCGCUCCUUCGGCCAUCUUGCUCAAACCGGCCGAUUCCGUUUUGGGCUGGGCGGUGGGGUCGGUCAUGUUUGGUCAACCCAAGGCGAUGGAUGAGAAGGAGUUGGACGAGGUUGUCGAUCAAUUCUUACAAGGGGCUUUGUUGGCCAAAAAGUCAGGGUUUGAUGGCGUUCAGCUUCAUUGCAGUCAUGGGUGAGUGAAAAACUUUGCCUCUUGAAUUUGGAACGGAUGCUCAAGUCCACUCGCUGCUCUUCAGAUACCUCUUGGCACAGUUCAUGAGUCCCAAGGUAAGCCUGUGCCUAUAUCAAAAACCUUUUUUUCCUACCGUAAGACUAACGUUCCCUCCACCCGCCAGACUAACGUACGAACCGACGCCUACGGCGGCUCGAACCUCAAACGGACCAAGCUCCUCUUCCGCAUCAUCGACGCAAUUCGUUCCGAAAUUCCCUUCUCGACCGGGUUCGCCUUGGGCAUCAAGCUCAAUUCCUCCGACUAUGUCAAAGGUGGUCUCACCGAAGAAGACGCGCUCGACCACGUACGAUGGAUCGCUGAACAUGGUGGGGUCGACUUUAUUGAGAUUUCAGGGGGCACGUACGAGAACCCUGCAAUGUUGGGCGACAAAGCACCCGAUGAGAUAGUUGGGAAGGGACAGGCCAAGCCGAAGAGAUUGACAUCGAAUCGGGAAGCGUUCUUCCUUUCGUUUGCGGAAAAGGCUCGAGAACUCCUCUUGUCGCUGCCCCAGGAAUCCCUCCCCACGCCCGCACCUGUCGUCUUACUCACCGGCGGUCUUCGAACACGAGAAGGCAUGGCCGAAGCCUUGCUCUCAAACUCAACCGAUCUCGUAGGUCUCGGACGACCCGCCUGUGCGGACCCUUCACUCCCUCUCAAACUCCUCGAUGCCUCUCUGAGCCCUCAACAAGCCCGUGCCCCAUCGUACGGGAUCAAACACACCGGAUUCGGUUGGAUCCCUUUCCAACUGAUCGGUCCAGGGAUGUCGACCUUGUUCCAUACGAUGUUGCUGCAACAAAUUGCGGAUGGGGAUACACCGGAUUAUAGGAUGUCUUUUGGUACGGGUUUGUGGAGGGUUUGGCUGGCGCCGGCGUUGAGGAAGGCGAGGCUAAAGGUCACGUUGGUGAUCGCGACGCUGGUCGCGUUGGUGUAUGCUUUCACGCUCAAGAGGGUUUAG